UCGGAUUUAUAGCGCAAAUAGAUUUGCAAAGCGAAGGUAGAGUAAGGGGUUGUAUUGGCAUUCCUUCGUAAGGACCUUCAGCAUUAUCAUUGUCAUUGGAGAAGAUUAAGAGAAAAAAUACUAGUUAGGGGAGAAACUUGUAGCAUUUUAAUUACUAUUUUCUUCCUGAGGUGGUAGAAUAAGGGUGAUCACCAUAAUGGAGCAGGACAAGUACUUGCCAGAGCUGAUGGCAGAGAAAGAUAGCUUGGAUCCGUCUUUUGUUCACGCAAUCCGUCUCCUCUCUGAAGAGGCUGGUGAUGUUGCAGAGCAGCCUACAAGCAGAGACAGUGGAUACGAAGACAGCACAAGUGUUCAAGAAAUUGAAAAGUUUGAAAGCACUGAAAUAAAAAAGGAAGAUGAAGAUAAGAAGUACCUUGAUCUUAUCAGCAACAAAAAUAUAAAAUUGUCAGAAAGGGUGCUCAUCCCCGUUAAACAGUAUCCAAAGUUCAAUUUUGUUGGAAAACUACUUGGUCCAAGAGGCAACUCACUUAAGAGACUACAGGAAGAAACAUUUGCAAAAAUGUCCAUUUUGGGGAAAGGCUCAAUGAGGGACAAAGCCAAGGAAGAAGAACUAAGGAAGAGUGGGGAAGCAAAAUAUGCCCACUUGAGUGAUGAGCUCCAUGUGUUAAUUGAAGUGUUUGCUCCGCCUGGGGAGGCCUAUUCACGGAUGAGUCAUGCUUUAGAAGAAGUGAAGAAGUUUCUAGUUCCAGAUUAUAAUGAUGAAAUCCGCCAGGAGCAAUUGAGGGAGCUGUCGUAUCUGAAUGGUUCUGAUGAGUCCAGUAGAGGGAGAGGUGUUCGAGGAAGGGGGAUUCGAGGAAUUUCAGCAGCAACAGCAAGGGGCAGGGGUGGAGCAAUUCCUACACUCCCCCCAGCACGAGGAGUAGCAACACUGAGGGGAACUCCAGUGAAACGUGGUGCUUUGCCAGUACCACCAGUAGCCAGAGGUGUGCCUGCCCCCCGUGCACGAGGAGCUCUGGCAGCACCAGGGUAUCGGGCACUUCCACGUCUUCCAGCACCGGAUGCAUAUGAUGACUAUGGAUAUGAAGACAAUGGAUAUGGGGGCGAAUAUGAUGAUGAGACUUAUGACACAUAUGACAACAGUUAUACCGUCCAAACACACAGGGCACAUGACUAUUAUGAGUACGAGCAAGGAACGAGUGAAGAGGCCUAUGACAGUUACGAACCUGGUGAAUGGGCAACAGCACGACCCACACUGAAAGCACCACCUCCACGAUCAUCGAGAGGCAAUUACAGAGAUCACCCCUAUGGUAGAUAUUGAAUGUCAUCCUCUACUAUGACUUCCUGAUACAGACAGUCUUAACCCGUGGUCUCCACAAACGCUGCAACAAGACAAGUAAUAGUCCAUAAACUUUCUACCCUAGGGAGUACUGCUGUUGGGUGGCAUUUAUUCUUCUUAUGUUUCCUGAAACACUGGUCUAAAAGUGAAAUUAAUAAUAUUUUAUAUCACGGACUUAAUGCUAUGGCAGGCAAUUUCCACAGACUUUAAAAAGAUGCUGUUUUCUUUCAUUGUUAUAUGUAUCAGGAAAAAGCAUGAAACUGUCACAGAUCUCAAGUCCUUCAUAUAUCAGCUGAAAUUCAGUUCUUCUUUGAAGAUGAUAAAUAUUGUGACAUUAUUACUGAAUGGAAGGGGAAAUAAAAUGUAAAAAAUACAUGUUUUAUUUUAGCAUAUUUUAGAUAGCUAAGAUGUCCAAUAUUAAGUUUUGUAAAGUCAUUUUAAUGUUGUUUAAUGGGGUUGAAACAAUCAGGUAUGUAUGUAGCUAAGUGAGAAUGUUCAGUGUUUAAUCUGUAUUUGUUUUAAAAAUUACUUAACAGACCAUGUGCAAGAUUCUCUAAAUAGGAAAACAUAAUUUGUCUAAUCUGUCUGCCAUAAUUUGUCAAUAAAGCUGAACUUUUUUUGUAAAAAACUAAAUUCUGAA
This is a messenger RNA of Protopterus annectens (West African lungfish), 1976 nucleotides long. RefSeq names its product KH RNA binding domain containing, signal transduction associated 2 (gene KHDRBS2). Gene Ontology annotation, biological process: regulation of alternative mRNA splicing, via spliceosome. The transcript has 10 exons. Gene Ontology annotation, molecular function: poly(A) binding; mRNA binding. The coding region runs from base 197 to 1318 and encodes 373 amino acids. The record is from RefSeq and is a predicted model, not a curated record. Gene Ontology annotation, cellular component: nucleus. NCBI's taxonomy places the organism in Eukaryota, Metazoa, Chordata, Ceratodontiformes, Protopteridae.